Molecule: messenger RNA, 2049 nt
Organism: Haliaeetus leucocephalus (bald eagle)
Lineage: Eukaryota; Metazoa; Chordata; Aves; Accipitriformes; Accipitridae
Product: acetyl-coenzyme A synthetase 2-like, mitochondrial
Exons: 14
Coding region: 1-2049 (682 amino acids)
Cellular component (GO): mitochondrion
Molecular function (GO): AMP binding; acetyl-CoA synthetase activity
Source: RefSeq, a predicted model, not a curated record
AUGGCCAGGCUGCUGGCUAGGGCUUGCUGCCCCAAAGCUCUUCCUCAGGGUCCCAGAUGCUCCCUUGGGUCAGUGACUGCCAGAGCCUGGAGCAACGGGCCUCUCACCGCCUACAUGCCCGAAGCUGUCGCCUUUCCCAAACCCAAGGACCACCAAGGCUUGUACAAGGUGUCAGUGGAGCAGGGGGAUGCCUUCUGGGGAGCACUAGGGAGGAGCCGGCUCACCUGGAUCACCCCCUUCCACUCUGUCCAGGACUGUGACCUGCGCCAGGGCAGGGUCUCCUGGUUCCUGGGUGGGCAGCUGAAUGUGUCAGUGAAUUGUCUGGACCGACAUGUCCAUGUAGCCCCAGACAAAGUGGCCUUAAUCUGGGAGAAGGAUGAACCAGGAGAGCAGGUGCAGGUCACGUACAGGGAACUGCUGGAGCUGACAUGCCGCCUGGGAAACACCUUGAAACGGCAAGGGGUGAAACGGGGUGACAGGGUGACAAUCUACAUGCCUCCAUGCCCGCUGGCGGUGGCUAGCAUGCUGGCCUGUGCCCGCAUUGGGGCUGUGCACGCUGUGGUGUUCGCUGGGUUCAGUGCAGAGUCCCUAGCAGACAGGAUCCAGGAUGCCCAGUCGGAGACAGUGAUCACAGUGAACCAGGGCCUGAGAGGCGGCAAGGUUAUUGAGCUAAAGAAGACAGUGGACCAGGCUGUGAAGCAGUGCCCAGGAGUGAAACGGAUUCUGGUUUCCAUGAGGACCGACAGCAAGGUUCCCAUGACAGCCCUGGAUGUGCUGCUGGAGGAGGAGAUGAUGAAGGAGGAUGCGUGCUGUGAGCCUGCUGCCAUGGACAGUGAAGACAUGUUGUUCCUUCUCUACACAUCAGGCAGUACUGGCAAACCCAAGGGUCUGGUUCAUUCCCAGGCUGGUUACUUGCUGUUUGCUGCUCUUACACACAAGUACGUGUUCAACUACCAGGACAGGGAUAUCUUUGGCUGCGUGGCAGACAUCGGCUGGAUCACAGGGCACACUUAUGUGGUCUACGGCCCCCUCUGCAAUGGUGGCACCACAGUCCUUUUUGAGAGCACUCCCAUCCAUCCUAACCCUGGCCGCUACUGGGAAACAGUGGAGAGGUUAAAAAUUAACCAGUUUUAUGGAGCGCCCACUGCCAUCCGCCUUCUCCUGAGAUACGGCGAUGAAUGGGUGAAGAAGUACGACCGCUCUUCUCUCAAAGUGCUCGGCUCAGUGGGGGAACCCAUCAACAAGGAGGCCUGGGAGUGGUACUUCCAUGUGGUUGGUGAGACACGGUGCCCAGUAGUGGACACAUGGUGGCAAACUGAAACAGGAGGCAUCUGUAUCUCACCCCGUCCGUCUAAUCCUGGAGCGAAAAUCCUUCCAGGCAUGGCUAUGAGACCCUUUUUUGGGAUCAGCCCCUCCCUCCUGGAUGACAAGGGAAACGUCCUUCUGGAAAACAACAUUUCUGGAGCUCUUUGCAUCUCACAAGCCUGGCCAGGUAUGGCACGAACCAUUUACAAUGACCACAAGAGAUUUCUGGAAACCUAUCUGACUCCUUAUCCAGGCUUUUUCUUCACCGGGGAUGGUGUGUAUCGUACCAGUGAGGGCUACUACCAGCUGACAGGACGGCUGGACGACAUCAUUAACAUCAGCGGACAUCGGCUGGGCACUGCAGAGGUGGAGGAUAUUGUGAAUCACCACGUGGCAGUGGCAGAGUCUGCUGUCAUCGGCUACCCACAUGAGAUCAAGGGAGAAGGAGCCUACGUGUUUGUCGUGCUGAAGAAGGACAGUGGCUACACGCAGGAGGCUCUCACUGCUGAGCUACAGGAGUUGAUCUCAAAGAAGAUCGCUAAGUAUGCAGCUCCAGAGUAUGUUCAGGUCACACACCGGCUGCCCAAGACACGCUCGGGGAAGAUUAUGCGUCGGGUGCUAAGGAAAAUCGUGGAGGACAAGGCCAGUGAACUUGGGGACCUAACCACCCUGGACGACCAUGAAGCUGUGCAGCAGAUAAUAGAGGGACACAAGCUCCUGGUGGAGGGGUGGAAGACCUGCUAG